AUGUCCCUGAAUUCCUGCACCCCUCACUUAGGGGAGACUUUGCAGAGGUCCCCAGGUGACUCGGCAGGCUGUGUUGACCCUCUAUCCUUCACACUAGCACGCUCUAAGCGGGGACGCUGGGGACUUCCUCUGAUUGGUUACAUCCCGCUGACAAGGAAGAGCAUGCACGAUCAGCUGUUCGACUUACACAAUAAGUACGGCGGCAUCUAUGUAUGGAGAUUCGGGACGCAGGUAAUUGUGAUUCUCCACGACUUCCAGCUGAACAAAGACGCUUUUACCAGUCAGGACUUCGUCGACAGACCUUCCUGGAAAUUUUUUCAGUAUGGGGAAGAAACUGCCAACGGUGUGAUAGCAAGUAACGGGUCUCUGUGGCGUAAUAACCGGCGCUUCGCUCUGCGUCAACUGCGAGACCUGGGAAUGGGUAAGUCCAAGCUGGUGGCAGCCGUGCAGCGGUCGGGCACACAGCUGGUGCAGCAGCUCAAGAAACAAGCUGGAAGACCUGCACCGAUGCCUCACGCCCUUCAUGUCGCUGUUGUUAACGUCAUCUGGCAGAUGGUCGGCGGUGAGUAAUCGCUGGGUAUGUUCAUGUG
Messenger RNA from Homarus americanus (American lobster), 590 nucleotides. RefSeq names its product cytochrome P450 2L1-like. The record is from RefSeq and is a predicted model, not a curated record. Gene Ontology annotation, molecular function: oxidoreductase activity, acting on paired donors, with incorporation or reduction of molecular oxygen, reduced flavin or flavoprotein as one donor, and incorporation of one atom of oxygen; iron ion binding; heme binding. Gene Ontology annotation, biological process: xenobiotic metabolic process. The annotation marks the transcript as partial. Gene Ontology annotation, cellular component: cytoplasm; intracellular membrane-bounded organelle. NCBI's taxonomy places the organism in Eukaryota, Metazoa, Arthropoda, Malacostraca, Decapoda, Nephropidae. The transcript has 4 exons.